Rhopalosiphum maidis (corn leaf aphid) is the source of this 1603-nucleotide messenger RNA. Its product is annotated as UDP-glucuronosyltransferase 2B14-like. Lineage: Eukaryota; Metazoa; Arthropoda; Insecta; Hemiptera; Aphididae. The transcript has 4 exons. The record is from RefSeq and is a predicted model, not a curated record. Gene Ontology annotation, molecular function: UDP-glycosyltransferase activity.
GCACUGAUCCCAAUGUAACUCGUUUAACAGAAUUUAAAGAUCAGUAAUGCAAACCAAGAGUUCUAGUUUCGGGGCCCUGUUGAUCGCGUUUUGCGCGUAUUCAGCGAUGUCCCUGCAGUGGACGCCGGCCGGUGCCGCGAACAUCCUGGCUGUGCAGACAAUUCCUGCCAAGAGCCAUUGGAAUGUGCUGCGGGCUUUGCUUCGGGCGUUGACUGACCGCGGCCACACCGUAACCGUGUUUACACCGUUUCCAGACUGAGACCGAGAUGGUUAUACCGAGGUGAGUGUUUCCGAGAACUUAGAGAUGACGGUAGAAUUGAACGUGUCACUCUUGGUGGAUAUACAGUCCACACCAAACUUUAUCUCGUACAUCGUGAAUAAGACCCGGACCACUUGCGCAGCCGUAUUUGAACACCCACAAAUGCGAGAAAUAUUUGAAAGCAGGUCACGGGUAUAUGACGUGGUAGUGACUGAAGCGCUUUGGAUGGAUUGCGUGUCGUACGUGGCCACCGUUCUGUACAUUCCAACCAUAUACCUUAUCCCUUCGCCGAUCGUCACACACUCGGAGCGUCUGUUCUUCGGACACGUCCCCAACCCCGCGGCUGUUUCCAACGUGCUGUUCCAGCGCGGCGCUCCUAAAACUUUCUCCGACCGUUUCGCCAAUACGCUACAAUUAGUUUACAGUUCAUGGUUGUUAUGGCGCGAAGAACAGAAGCAGUGGCAAAUCAAACCGCUACCACACGACGCCGUGGACCUGGUAAAACCGUCGUUGACUUUCAUCAAUACGCAUUUUAUUACCGAACCUUCUAGGCCAUUGUCGCCGGACAUCGUACAAAUUGGUGGCAUACAUUUGGUCCCGUCAGGAUCGAUACCGAAGGAUAUUUUAGAAUUCAUUGACGACGCUCCUCAUGGUGUGAUUUACUUCACAUUAGGUUCGGUGAUUUCAAUGUCAUCGUUACCAGAAAAUAUUCUGAACGUGUUUCGAGAAUCAUUUUCCCAAAUUCCACAGAAGGUGUUGUAGAAAUACGAAGGCGAUAUGAAAGACAAACCAAAGAAUGUGAUGAUGCGUAAAUGGUUUCCACAACGCGAUAUACUUUUGCAUCCCAAUGUGAAACUGUUUAUCAGUCAUGGAGGUAUAUCCGGAGUGUACGAAACUGUGGACGCAGGUAUCCCUGUGGUCGGAUUUCCAAUUUUUUAUGACCAACCAAGAAAUAUUGACAAUCUAGUUGACGCCGGAAUGGCGAUUUCUAUGGACCUUUAUUCUGUAACUAAAGACAGUUUAUUAAAUGCAAUUUUACAAAUUGUCAAUGACAAAAAGUAUCGGAUAAACGCUAAAAUCGCUUCUAAACGGUUCAAAGACCGACCCAAGUCACCUGCGGACUCAGUAGUUUACUGGACUGAGUACGUUUUACGUCAUAACGGUGCGCCACACUUAAAAUCUCAUGCGCUAAAUCUGACGUGGUAUCAGUAUUUUUUAAUUGACGUAAUAAGCACAUUUUUAUUCAUUGCGUUUAUCGUUUUAUUUAUGGUUUUUUAUGUCCUUAAAACGAUUUAUAAACACUUUUUGAUAUAUGUUCAUAGUGGCAAACAAAAACGUGAAUAA